Achroia grisella is the source of this 384-nucleotide messenger RNA. RefSeq names its product integral membrane protein DGCR2/IDD-like. The transcript is spliced from 4 exons. NCBI's taxonomy places the organism in Eukaryota, Metazoa, Arthropoda, Insecta, Lepidoptera, Pyralidae. The coding region runs from base 1 to 384 and encodes 127 amino acids. Gene Ontology annotation, cellular component: membrane. The record is from RefSeq and is a predicted model, not a curated record.
AUGCCUGCUAUCUUGAUUUGUAUGUUGCCAGCGUGUGUGGAGGAGGAAUGCCUAGACUGGGAGGGCAAGUCGGUCCCCCACGGCCUGCUGUACGUGCCCGGCCCAGGAGUCUGUUCCCUCUGUGUGUGCUACCACUCUGAGCCGAUGUGGUGCAAAGCCAUAUACUGUGAUCCGCCUUAUUUUUGUAAAAACUUUCGAGUCGGCGAGCGAUGUUGCGAAUUCGAGUGCCUAGACCCACCCGGCGAAGACACCAGGUACCGGGAACGGCAGCGUCUUCGGGCUUUAAUCUUAGCUGGAAACUCGUCGGCGGCGCACAUCGCCCCCUCACUUGAACUUAAAGCCGGAAUCUCUCUUCUGGCCGUCGCCGUCGUCAGAUUCGUAUGA